UUCUGUAUACUCAUUGUGGCUACGAUAUGGGAUUGUGGAGUGAAAUAUAAAACUGUGCUGAAAUAACCUCCAUCUUGGUGUGGCUGUCAGAUUCUGGCCUCCCCCUGAUGUGACAACCAGCGCUUUUUGGUUACAGUUCUGCUCUGUGGCAUGGAUGGCUGCUGGCCGGUCCCUGAAUCUAGGUUGUCCACGAAGAGAACUCACAAACACUUUCUGCAGGUCAUCAUGUAGGCUAGGCCCUAACACAGUUAAAGAGAGCUCACAAGUACCCCAAAGUGAUGUUACUCACUGUAAUCAAAAGCGAUCUAAAGUCAAGCUGCCAAACCCAUUUCCAUGCCGACAUCACUUGUGUAAAUUCUGCAUACACCAGGAGGCAUCUGUGCAAGCCUCAAUCCCUAAUGAAAGGGAAGGCUUGGGACUAUAUAAUUCCAUCUAAUUACAUGAUAUUUGUGUGCAUCAGCCUUAUUAACAUACAGUUGUUUCCAGAAGAGUUAUCCUAAUGUAAGAGGUUUUUACUGAUCACAGUUGUUUCUAUAACCUCCUAUCCUUCUUGGCUGAGGGGUGCAAGUCUUUCUCAUGUCUGCUCUGCUGCCUUCCGGGGUUUUAGUGGUGUGGGGACAGUGGUUUUCUGGAGUGAAUUCAAUGCCCUGCUGCUCUCUGUGACCUCUGAUCUUCAUGUGACCACUGAGGUCUUUCAAUUAUGCUUCAAAAUGUGAUGAUGCAUUGGUUUUAUGAAGCUGUAUCCAACGAGCAGAUCAACAAAGGGGAGGUUUAUGGUGGACCAUCCCCAACCAGGUUGAAAGUUGAUUACUCCUGGGUUAAGAAAGUGAUGACUGGCUCAAGUCUUUCAAUAAUCUAUGUGAAUGUCAUUUGGUUACAAGCUGUUGUGAUACUAUUUUUUGCUAAUCUAUCAGAAUAUCCCUCUAUUAUCCACCAAUAAAUAAACCAUUUUAAAAUUCAUCAUUUAAUAUGCACCUGCAGCAUACAUUUGAAUACUGUCUGUCCUUUACAUUUGUAAUGAUCUGCUCUUGAUGUGUAGUAGUAGCCUAAAGUGGGUUUGGGAAAACCUGUUUACUACUAAAAUGUGUGCAUAGAGGGCUGCUGGGGAGAGCUGUGCUGGCACUUCCAAGCCAAGCUCAAACUGUAGCCUGACUGACAAAACUGUCUGAAGAUCUCUCUCUGUCAUUCCUGGAGCUACGUGUCAGCUUAAGAGGAUUCAAAGGCGAGCACAAGGGGAAUUGUAGGACUUGUUCUCCUGGACAUCAAUGUUUUUUUUGGUUUUUCAUCACAAUUUUUGGGAUUUAAACUGAGAUCGUCCCACUUAUAAAUAUUCAAUGGAUUCCAUUGGCUCUUUGGUUAGCAUUGAUGAUGAGGACCAGUCCUAUCAUGUCCGCUACAGGAUGGAUGCAUCCUGCCUGGAGCUGGCCCUGGAGGGUGAGCGGCUCUGUAAAGUGGGUGACUACCACGCUGGAGUGUCCUUCUUCGAAACAGCCAUCCAGGUUGGCACAGAGGACCUGCAGGUGCUGAGUGCAAUUUACAGCCAGCUGGGCAAUGCAUACUUCCAUCUGCACGACUACGCCAAGGCGUUAGAGUUCCACCACCACGACCUCACCUUGACCAGGACCAUCGGGGACCAGAUGGGAGAGGCUAAAUCCAGCGGUAACCUAGGCAACACAUUGAAGGUGUUGGGUAGGUUUGAUGAGGCUGUGGUCUGCUGUCAGAGACACUUAGACAUUGCCAUGGACCUGAACGACAAGGUGGGACAGGCGAGGGCGCUGUAUAACUUUGGGAAUGUGUAUCAUGCAAAAGGAAAGAGCAUCUGCUGGAGCGGGGCGGAGCCAGGAGAGUUCCCCGAGGAGGUCACUACUGCACUUAGGAAAGCAGCGGAAUAUUACCAAGCAAACUUAUCCAUAGUGAAGGAGCUUGGAGACCCGGCCGCCCAGGGCCGAACAUAUGGUAACCUUGGCAACACACACUACCUGUUAGGAAACUUCCAGAAUGCAGUGGCGUCACAUGAACAGCGCCUCCAGAUUGCCAAGGAGUUUGGCGACCGCUCAGCAGAGAGAAGGGCCUACUGCAACCUGGGGAACGCGUAUAUAUUCCUGGGUGAAUUUGAAGUGGCAGCCGAGCAUUACAAGAGGACUCUGCAGCUGGCCAGACAGCUCAAAGACCGGGCUGUAGAGGCUCAGGCCUGUUACAGUCUGGGCAACACCUACACACUCCUCCAGGACUACGAGAGGGCCAUAGACUACCACCUCAAACACCUGAUCAUAGCACAGGACCUCAACGACCGGAUUGGUGAGGGCCGGGCGUGCUGGAGUUUAGGGAACGCUCACACCGCCCUGGGGAACCAUGACCAGGCCAUGCACUUUGCUGAGAAACACCUGGAGAUCUCCAAAGAGACUGGUGACCGGAGCGGGGAGCUGACGGCCCGUAUGAACGUGUCAGACCUGCAGAUGGUGCUGGGGCUGAGCUACAGCACCAACAACUCCACCCUGUUUGAGAACCCCAUCAAGGACAUGGACCUCAACCUGCACGGAGCAAGGCCCCGGAUGGGACGGAGAAACAGCAUGGAAAACCUGGAGCUCAUGAAACUCACUCCCGACAAGAUCAAUGCUCAGAAGUGGACCAGUGACAUCCUGACCAAGCAGUCUAAACCUACCCUGGCUAAGAGCUCCUCCAAGCUGUUCUUCAUCAGCCGUCUGCGGGGGAAGAAGACCAGGGCAGGGGGCUCCAGUAAAGUCCUGCAGGACACCAGUAACACCUCCCAGAACCCUGCACAGGGACCACAGAAGAGGGCCAGUCCAGACAUGCUCGGGGACGAGGGCUUCUUUGACCUGCUAAGUCGUUUCCAGAGUAACCGGAUGGACGACCAGCGCUGUUCCAUACAAGAAAAGAGCCGUCUGUCAGUCAGUACCAGCUCCUCUGACUCUCCACCAAGAGCCAUGAGGAAAUCAGUGUCCGAGGCAGUAGCAGGCCUGGGCUCUGGGUCUGGUGCCCAGGGUCGCCGGUUAGAGGAAGGUGGAGGUGCUGGGGGUAGUUUGCCCGGCCUUCGGCUCAACAGGCACAGCAGCCAGGCUGUCCUCAGCCACCUGAUGGCUAACGCAGGCAACACGGAGCCUGACGAUGACUUCUUCGACAUGCUUGUCAAAUGCCAGGGUUCUCGUCUGGAUGACCAGCGCUGCGCCCCUCCCCCGGCCCGUGGCCCCACCGUCCCAGACGAGGACUUCUUCAGCCUCAUCACAAGGUCCCAGGCCAAACGCAUGGAUGAGCAGCGGGUCACCCUGCCCUCCGCAGCAGGCUCCGCAGCACGGCCCUGCUCCAACUGAGCCCUGCCCAUGUAGAGUACCGCGACGGGUGAACCCAGGAGACGGGGCUUCUGGAGGAAAACAGUGUGGAAGUUUCGUCCACUUGUGGAGAUGAGGACGUUGAUACUGUACUCAACAGUGGAUGGGGCUAUUUUACAUAGACCAGAACUUUUCAAUGUAUUUUCUCUCCAUAACAUAGACCAAUAAUGGUUGUUGUUGUUAGGAUCCAGAAGCCUCAUUUCCCAGUUGAAAGCACUGCCAGCAUUAAUGUAGUAGCCUAUAGGGAACACUGCAACAUUCAAAAACUAACCCACUGAGGGUUAUAGACUAUGAAAUCAACUGUUCUCAAUUUUUCCUAAGAUUUUACCUUGUACUCUGUCUGAAACUGUACUGGACCUGUAAAACUACACAGAUGAACAUGAGCUAACAUAUCAAACGAGUAGGUCCAGGGUAUUCUUUUCUAUGAUUAUGUACUCACUACAACCUGAAAAUGUAUCUUUAGAUACAAACAACUGCAGUCAUGACUCAUGUAUUUAUUGUACCUUUUUGGUAAUGAUUUAGUUUUAUUAAGUGCUUUACGUACUGCCGUUUUACUUCCCCUUGUGGCUUGAAGUGGUUGGUUUGAUUUUGCACCAUCUUUUUCUGAUGUAGACUCACAGACAGGUACAGCACUAUCUUUCCAUGUGUUUUUGAAUUGUCUAUAUGUGUAUGUUAGGCGUUGUGAGGAUACCUCAUUUAGGUAAGGAAUUAAACAAGAAAUGCUCUUUCAGCCUAAACCAUCUUUGAUAAAAUAAUGAAUACACCCAUGGGUGUGUUUCAUCCCUGAUGCUAUUUUGUACUUCCUAUAUUUGUUUUUAUGAGAUCAGAGCAAUGAACACUUGUUUAUUUAG
Messenger RNA from Oncorhynchus tshawytscha (Chinook salmon), 4198 nucleotides. RefSeq names its product G protein signaling modulator 2 (gene gpsm2). Bases 1335 to 3329 code for a protein of 664 amino acids. The transcript has 13 exons. NCBI's taxonomy places the organism in Eukaryota, Metazoa, Chordata, Actinopteri, Salmoniformes, Salmonidae. The record is from RefSeq and is a predicted model, not a curated record. Gene Ontology annotation, molecular function: protein binding; GTPase regulator activity.